AUGGGGAUCAACGGCAACGACGUAGGUGCGGGAGCCUCGCAACGACAUGGGCGUACUGUAGAAAUGGGUGGCCCGCCAAGGCCGGCAGCCGGAAAGGCAGCUUUGAGCCGGAAAUUGGCUUCGGGACUCGACACGGCGGCAAGAUGGAAGCUCGCCUCAGCGACGCUGGAGUUCCAAACGAUUGGAUCCGCAUGCGUGUCGAAACUAUGCAAGGGGUUCCUGACCAAGCCCCCACACUUGGGCCUCUCGACCCAACGAACGGGCGCCUUCGACUCGCAUGACGGUGGCAAUCUCGGCCCAUGCGAGCAGACACGUUGCCGGCCUCUCCUCUUGAAAGGCGAAGCCUCGCCUCCGAGCUCUUCCCUUGAGCCCUGCCUGGCACUCAGGACUCCUGACAUCACAUCUCCGAGCCAUCUCGCUCGCUUGGUCGGUCUGCCACAAGCGACCCCGAGCGAGGCGCUCGCAUUCGCGCUGGCUUCCACGCCUCGGCGAGGGCGUCCCGACCAUCUUGACGACCAUGAUGGACCGUUCUAG
Moesziomyces aphidis is the source of this 534-nucleotide messenger RNA. NCBI's taxonomy places the organism in Eukaryota, Fungi, Basidiomycota, Ustilaginomycetes, Ustilaginales, Ustilaginaceae. The record is from the annotation of a GenBank genome assembly.